Lethenteron reissneri (Far Eastern brook lamprey) is the source of this 1870-nucleotide messenger RNA. Its product is annotated as complement C1q tumor necrosis factor-related protein 1-like. The record is from RefSeq and is a predicted model, not a curated record. Gene Ontology annotation, molecular function: protein binding. Lineage: Eukaryota; Metazoa; Chordata; Hyperoartia; Petromyzontiformes; Petromyzontidae.
CCACCACUGCUUUGAGAGAACUCUCGGCCCUCCCACUUGUGUGUGCGCACGUGCGUGUGUGUCUUUUCUUGGAAGCUGCCAGCACACAAAAAAAGCUCAGGGGCAGCUCUAAGGUUUUUUUUUCUCUUUCUCUCUCCUCCCCAAUCUUUUUUUUUCUCUCCCUCUCUUCCUUCUGGGGAGCAGAGCAAUAGACACCAAAGAGGGCCUCUCUCCGCCUGCCGGACACAGGAAUCUGUUCAGAAACUGGGACACAGCGUCGGAUUUAAAGUAGGACAUGCUGGUCCACGAGGCUGCACUUGUCCUUGCCCUCGUCGUGUUGCUGCCCGCUCGUUCGUUUGGGCUGGCUCCAGACGAAUCGGAGGAGGGAGCAGCCGAGGAGAGCGCCGGGGCAGACGGGGAGAGCUGCACGCAAUGCUGCCCCGGAGAGCAUCGCGACGCCUAUGGCAGCCCCUGGCACUCGCCCACUCCGAUUGUCAGCCCACAGAGCCGCGAUCUGCUCCAAGGGGAUAAAGGAGAAGUGGGCGAGCGAGGCAGGCAAGGACUGGCUGGCAAGGAGGGCAAUGCAGGACCGAUAGGUCCAGCUGGUGGAAAGGGAGACCAGGGCUUGAAGGGAUCGUCAGGCCAGUCGGCCAAGAACCCCUUCUCCGCAUUCUCCGUUGGGCGACGCAAAGCAAUGCACAGCGAUGACGGAGGGCAGAAUCUGAUCUUCGACCUCGUGUUCGUCAACAAAGCUAGCAAGAGCAGCAAGGGGGACUUUGACAUGUUCCGCGGUCGCUUCCGCUGCUCGGUGCCCGGCAUCUACACUUUCAACCUCAACGUGCACACGUGGAACCUCAAGGAGACCUACCUGCACCUCAUGAAGAACGAGGAUGAGAAGGCCAUCCUUUACGCGCAGUCGGCAGACCGCAGCAUCAUGCAGAGCCAGAGCAUCAUGCUGGAGCUGCACGCCAAGGAUGAAGUGUGGGUGCGUCUGUACAAAAAGGACCGGGAAAACGCCAUUUUCAGCGACAAUGAGGAUGUGCACAUUAUCUUUAAUGGCCACCUCGUUAUUCCAACUGAUGCAGAAAUCUAGGCCAAUGUGUCAUCCUGUACAGACUGUUUAUGUUCUGAAAAACAUCUUAAAAAGAGCUUUGGUGGGUUCAGUGUUCGAGAAUUUCUUAAUAUUUUUGACUAUUGUUAGACACAUCUUAAGUUGUUGAUGCUCAUCUCUGAAUUUUGCUCAUAUUCAACUAAAAAAUGUGUUAUUUAAAGUGAAGUCCCAAUUCUUGUUUAACAUCAGAGCUUUACUACAUACACAAAUGUAUUUGUAAUGUGUUAAAACAACCCGAAUAUACAUUGGGGGGGGAUUUUGUUUUAAUGAAAUGUUUCAAACGUUAGAUAGAAAUAAGCAGACUCCUGAAAUUAUCAGAAGGUGGCAGCAAAUCCUGGGUUAGUUGUCAAUGACAAGUUGAUAAAACGUUGAAGGAACACAUUUUUUUCUGUAUCCUUGGGUCUUUCGGUAAAGUCACGAAGAUAGGUUCAACUAAAAUUAAAAAAAAUAACACAUUUUAUUUUCUUUGAACCUAUCUACGUGACUUUACCGAAAGACCCAAGAAUAUGAAUUCCUGCAAUCACGAAAGCUUCAAGUCAAGAUUUUAAAUUAAAUUGCACAAAACCUACAGCAGAUGGCAGAGUAGAGGCGAGUUGAGACGGCGAGAUGUCAAUGCGUCCUACAGACUCAGACAAGUAACGUUGACCAAUUCACAUUUUGUUUAUUCUAGUUACAGUAUAAUUUCAGUGUCAAUGUAUGUAAUCAGAACUGUUUUUUUUAAAAUGUACAUUGGAAUAUUUCACAAAUCUAAGAAUAAAAUGUGAUCAUGGAAACAAUGAA